AUGGGAUCGCUAGCCACAUACUUUCUGGACGUAGUCUACUCGUUCACAAAUUGUAUGGUGUGCUUUCCGAGUUCUCCACAACUCAAGAUCAAUAGCCGCAGUUUCAAGAUACUGCGGUUGUUGGGUGAGGGUGGCUUCUCAUAUGUAUACCUCGUACAAGACAACUCGAAUCAGCAGCUUCUUGCGCUCAAGAAGAUACGAUGUCCCUUCGGUCAGGAGAGCGUCAGCUUGGCGCUGAAAGAGGUGGAAGCAUACACAUUGUUCUCGCCGCACCCCAACAUCAUUCACUCGAUCGACUACUCAGUUGAGACCGACAAGUCAGACCCUUCAGCGAAGACCGUCUACAUCCUCCUCCCAUACUACCGCCGCGGCAACCUACAAGACAUGAUCAACGCGAACCUGGUCAACCACACAAAAUUCCCAGAGAAGAGGCUGAUGGUGCUGUUCUUGGGCGUCUGCAAGGCGCUUAAGGCCAUGCACCAGUACAAGGUCAAGGGUGGGCCAGGCGGCGCGAAGAGUGACAGCAAGGCCAAGAAAGUCCGGAGAGACGCAGCGCGCGCGGACGCAGAGGCAGCACAAAGUAUGGAGAUGAGGCCGAGCCGGAGGCAUCACGAAGGUGACGACGAGGACGAUGAGCAAGCAGAGGGUUUGUUGGAAGAGAGCAACGUCACAAUGGCGCAAGAAGGCAUUGCGCCUGGUGGAGAGAGGGCGUAUGCGCAUCGCGACAUCAAGCCUGGAAACAUCAUGAUUGACGAUGACGGCAAGUCACCCAUCCUCAUGGAUCUUGGCUCAUUAGCGCCCUCACCAACACCGAUUACUUCUCGAUCGCUCGCCCUGCAAGUUCAAGAUACAGCCGCCGAGCACUCGACGAUGCCCUACCGCGCCCCAGAGCUCUUCGAUGUUAAGACUGGCUCCGUAAUCGAUACCAAAGUUGAUAUUUGGUCGCUCGGCUGUACAUUAUACGCAUGUCUCGUUGGCAAGUCACCAUUCGAGUUCAGGAGCGAUGAGACUGGCGGUAGCUUGAGCAUCUGCGUCCUCGGCGGUGACUGGAGAUUCCCAGAUGAGGGACCACAGAGGGGCAAGCAGAAGCAGCCAGCGGAUGGCGAGGGCAUCAGCGACGCUGUCAAGGAUGUCGUACGGAAGUGCUUGUCACUUGAACCUAGCGACAGGCCUGAUGUCGACGAGCUGAUCCGCAUCGUUGAGGAUGUGCUGCAUAACUUGCCUGAGGACGGGUUAGACGAUUAA
Macroventuria anomochaeta is the source of this 1245-nucleotide messenger RNA. RefSeq names its product kinase-like protein. The transcript is spliced from 3 exons. Gene Ontology annotation, cellular component: Golgi apparatus; cytoplasm. The record is from RefSeq and is a predicted model, not a curated record. The coding region runs from base 1 to 1245 and encodes 414 amino acids. NCBI's taxonomy places the organism in Eukaryota, Fungi, Ascomycota, Dothideomycetes, Pleosporales, Didymellaceae. Gene Ontology annotation, molecular function: protein serine/threonine kinase activity; ATP binding. Gene Ontology annotation, biological process: protein phosphorylation; regulation of vacuole fusion, non-autophagic; vacuolar protein processing.